This is a messenger RNA of Ilyonectria robusta, 4617 nucleotides long. RefSeq lists its product as uncharacterized. NCBI's taxonomy places the organism in Eukaryota, Fungi, Ascomycota, Sordariomycetes, Hypocreales, Nectriaceae. Gene Ontology annotation, molecular function: ATP hydrolysis activity; ABC-type transporter activity; lipid carrier activity. Gene Ontology annotation, biological process: transmembrane transport; lipid transport. Bases 1 to 4617 code for a protein of 1538 amino acids. Gene Ontology annotation, cellular component: intracellular membrane-bounded organelle; membrane. The transcript is spliced from 6 exons. The record is from RefSeq and is a predicted model, not a curated record.
AUGGUGUCCUUCGACUUGCGAGCUUUUGCUCGCCAACUUCGUGCCCUCAUUUACAAGAACCUACUUAUUGCCGUUGUCAGAAACCCCAUCGGCUUCCUAGUUUCCAUCUACGGAAUCCCCAUUGCCAUUCUCGCCCUUCUCUCGUCCAUCCCCUCGCUUCUCUCUUCCUCGAACGGGUUUGGGGUCGGAACUCCAGCACCGAUCAAGAACCUCGCCGACACCAUCACCGGGAAGCUCGUUAUUGUUCAGCCUCGCAACAUAGGGCCCGACGCCGUCCGUGUCAUCAAGACCUUCACCGAGCCCCUGAGCAAGGACAGAAUCCUGUUCCUCGAUGACGAAUCCUACUUAACGACAGUGUGCCUCGCGAACCUUCGAGGAGUCAGCGACUGUCAUGCUGCUGUUACCUUCAUCGACUCCCCCCUGACCACGGGCAAGAUUGCGAACAGCCAGAGUACCAACCAUACUUGGCAAUACGCCAUUCGCGCUGAUCCCGCUCGCGAUGACACCAAAUUCGAUGCCAAGACCCACAAGAGCGAUCAAGAGAACUUAUACCUUCCCCUUCAACUCGCAAUCAACAAUGCCAUCACCAACUCGACCAUUAUCCCCGAGGUCUUCAUGUUCACCCCGGAGACGCAGGAAGAGCAGGACCGGGAGCACCGGCAGUCUUCUGUCUUGCUCAUCGGACAGGUCUAUGUGUUUGCUCUCUUCGCCUGCUACUUCGUCAUCAUCUACCGCUUCACUGGCCUCAUUACCACGGAGCGAGAGUCUGGCAUGUCCCAGCUGGUUGAUGCAAUGGGCGGUGGCAGUGCCACGGCCGCCAGGGUAUUGGCCUGGCUGAUUAUAUUUGAUAUACUCUGUGUACCCUGCUUCGUCGUCUUCGGCGUGCUCUAUGGGCAACUCAUCUGUACCGUCUUUGCUGCAGCCUUCUUUACCAAGUCUCGUGUCUCAGCCAUUUACGUUAUGGGAAUGUUCCUUCUUCUAUCUGUCGCCGGACAGCUCUACAGCUUUCAACUCCACCCUCUACCCCAAAGAGUCGGUACCCUUCUCCUGUCGCUCUUCUUCCCAAGCUCCAACCAUGUCUUCUUUACGCAGCAGAUGUGCCUCUGGGAACUCAACGACACCAGACCCGACCUGAACAAGAUCCCGCCCGCUGAUUUUGGAAUCAACUCGGAGUCCUACAACGUCACCCAGGCUACGAUGCUUGGGUUUCUUGCCGUACAAAUCAUCGUGUACCCCAUUGGCGCUAUGAUAGUCGAACACCUCAUGCACGGCAUUGAGUUCCGAAAGAGAACGUUUGGGAGGAGCGCUGCAGCCGCCCCGGGGGUUGUCGCUGCUACCUUUGACCUCAAGAAGCGAUUUGUUCCCAGCUUCUUGGAGCGUAUGUUCUGCUGUGGGAAGAGGCGUUCUGUGACGGCCGUGGAUGGAGUCAGUAUUGAAGGACACAGGGGCCAAAUCCUAUGUCUUGUGGGACCAAAUGGAUCAGGCAAGACUACCACUCUACACAUGAUAUCUGGCUUCAUCACACCCACCGAAGGAUCUGUGAGGCUUGAUGCCCUGCCUUCCCAAAUCGGCAUAUGUCCACAGAGGAACACCCUGUGGGACGAGCUCACUGUCUUGGAGCAUGUCCGCCUCUGGAACCAAAUCAAAGCAGGGCGAGAGACACCCCAGGAACUGGAUGAGCUUAUCAAAGCUUGUGAUCUGGACCACAAGCGCAACAGCAAGUCAAAGACCCUUAGUGGCGGCCAGAAGCGAAAGCUGCAACUGGCAUGCAUGUUUGUUGGCGACUCAACUGUGUGUCUUAUUGACGAGUGCACGUCCGGCCUGGAUCCCCUUUCUCGCCGAGUCAUCUGGGAGAUCCUCCUACAGCAGCGCUCGAAACGCAGCAUCAUCUUCACCACGCACUUCCUCGACGAGGUCGACGUUCUCGCCGAUCACAUUGUCAUCUUGUCCAAGGGCAAAGUGAAGUGUCAAGGAGCUGCCGCAGAGCUCAAGAACCUCUACGGCGGUGGUUACAAGGUCCUUGCCCCGUUGGCCGCUUGCAGACUGGAUCUCGGGUAUCCCGCACUUGUACACCAAGAUCAACUUGUCUAUACGACCCCUGACUCCCGCUCAGCCGCUGAGCUCUGUGCUAUCCUGGCCUCAGUGGGCGUGACGGAUGUUUCCAUCUCGGGCCCUCAAGUUGAGGAUGUCUUCCUCAAUGUGGCCGACGAACCGGAGCUGGAGCCUACCAAGAGCCACAUGGCGGCAGUCGAACCAGAUUUUGAGAUGACCCCUGGCGAAGCAACUUCAUUCUGGGACCAAGUCGGAGUCCUUAUGAGGAAGCGAUUGACCGUGCUUAGGAGGUUCUGGUGGCCGUACCUUUACGUGCUGGUCCUGCCUCUCGUCAUCACCCCUAACUUCAAGAACCUUCUAAAGGAGUAUAAACAGCCAUCAUGCGCGGCCAUCACACCACAGCUUUACCCUCCCACGGCCCCUAUAUUAAUGUGGUCCGAAACUUGCGUUGAAUAUGGCUGCGAUAGGAUUGCCGUGGCUCCAAGGUCCGCAAACAAGACUCUCUACGACAUGGUCAAGGCCGACUAUCAAGAAGUGGCCGAGGUUGUCCCUGCGCUUUACGAGGGCUUCCCCGUUGUUCUCGACGAUCGUCAGGCCUUCCUUGACUUUAUUGCUAAGAACAGGACGACUGGACCCGGUGGAGUCUUUACUGGAUCUGAAACUGAAGCACCUGUACUGGCCUACCGCUUGAACGCGUUCGGCAGUCAAACCGGAGCCAUAAUGAUUAGCCUGUGGAGUCAGAUGAACAGCAGCGUGGAAAUCAUUGCGUCUCAGGAGGGCUUUGCCGCAACUCGUCGUGACGCGAACAAUAUUGGAGUAAUCUAUGUUGUCUUCUUUACGCUCCUACAGGCGAUUUAUCCCGCUGCCUUUGUACUCUACCCUGCCAUUGAGAAGGCUAGAAAAGUUCGGGCUUUGGAAUAUGCAAACGGAGUACGUCGCGGCCCUCUUUGGGUAGCUUACGGAUUGUUCGACUUUAUGUUCGUUCUCGCCAUUUCGGUGGGAGUGACGGCAAUUAUCAGCACCCAAUUGACAUGGAACGGACCUAUCUGGGUCAUGUUCCCGAUCCUGGCGUUGUAUGGUCUAGCAGCAAUCCUCCUCGGCUACGUCGUCUCACACUUCGUCUCCGGGCCUCUCAAGUCCUUCCUCGCGGUGGCUGGAGUGAGCGUGCUUAUGUAUGGAAUUGCAGCCAUAUCGUUUGCUGUGGGCUCCGGGUUUUCCGAUGCGGCCCAGAUGGACAAGCUGACGCUUGGAAUCGCCUUUGGUGUCUAUCUUAUCCUCCCUAUUGGAAAUGUCUUCAGGGCUCUUCUCAUCGGCCUCAACGUGCUCGAGGUGGGUUGCAAAGACGGAGAGCAUACGCCAGCAGCAUCAAUCUAUGGUUACGGCGGCCCGAUUUUGUACCUCGUUCUCCAGGUUAUUGUUCUGCUCGCUAUCAUCAUCUGGAUCGAGGGCGACCUUGCUUUGUUCCACCGAAAAGGGACUAAGACUACGAUGUUUGUCGACUCGGAGAAAAGUCCGAGUGCCGUGACAAGCAGCGAAGUCAAGGAAGAGGAGACUAGAGCCGAGAACACGGACUCAGAUCUCCUCCGAGCUCUUCACUUGAGCAAGGCGUUCGGAUCCAACCAGGCUGUUGACGACGUGACCUUUGGACUGCCAGAGAGCGACGUGAUGGCUCUCAUUGGCCCCAACGGUGCUGGAAAGUCAACACUCGUCAACCUCAUCCAAUCUGAGUUAGCAGCAGACAAUGGAAAGGUUCUGCUUCGUGGCGAGAAUGCUAGGACGCGCUCUGCGCAGAAAUACCUAGGAGUCUGUCCGCAAUAUGAUGCGCUUGACUUGAUGAACACCCAGGAGCACUUGUCCUUCUAUGCUCGAAUCAAGGGUAUCAAGGAUGUCAAAGCCAACGUUAACCAUGUCAUGAACCGACUCAACCUGACUCCCCACGCCCAGACACUGGCUUCGAAGCUAUCUGGCGGAAACAAGAGGAAGCUGAGUCUAGCAAUUGCGCUGAUGGGCAAGCCGCCGGUGCUGGUGCUCGACGAGCCCACCUCCGCUAUGGACGCCGUCGCCAAGCGAGCGUUCUGGAAGAUCAUCCAGGAGAUCGCACCGAACCGUUCCCUACUCCUUACUACGCACAGCAUGGAGGAAGCCGAUACGCUUGCCACUCGCACCGCCAUCAUCUCCAGACGCCUCCUCGCCGUCGGCACCACGCAAGCCCUUCGCAAGCGCUACAGCAAUGUUUACUACGUAAACCUCCUCCUUGAAACAGCCCCUAACUCAACACCCGAUGAGAUGGACAACGUGCGACAUUGGGUCCUUGACCACCUCCCUGGUGCGCAACUCGAACGCGAUAUGUUGGGUGGCCAAGUACGCUUCACCAUCCCCGGCAACAGCCCAGUGGCCGGCGUUAUCGGGCUCUUUGAACGAGGGAAGCAGGAAAUGGGUAUAGAGUAUUACUCGAUCGGCGGAGCUACGCUUGAGAGGGUCUUCCUGAGCGUUGUACGGGAGAACAACGUCCAAGAAGAAGAUGGCAAGGACAAGGGAGGGGUUUGGAGUUGGUUACGACGGUGA